Molecule: messenger RNA, 1341 nt
Organism: Taeniopygia guttata (zebra finch)
Lineage: Eukaryota; Metazoa; Chordata; Aves; Passeriformes; Estrildidae
Source: RefSeq, a predicted model, not a curated record
UCCCCGGAAUUCGCCCCAAACUCGCAGGUGACGGGCACAGAGCCGCCCCCGGCGCCGCCCCCGCAGGCGCAGCUGCUGCUGGCGGGGUCCCAGCUGGCGGGGCUGGCGGCGCAGCUUCUGGCCCCGCAGCACUUGGUGGCUCAGGCGCAGCUUCUGGCGGCGGCGGCGGCGGCGGCGCAGCUCCCGCAGGGCCCCCCCGGGACCCCCUCGGGGACCCCCGGGACCCCCGGGACCCCCCCCGGGCCCCCCCCGCUGCCGCUGCCCGGCCCCAUCCAGCUCUCGCCCCAGGAGGUGCAGCAGCUGCUGCAGCUGCAGCAGUUGGUGUUGGUGCCCGGCCCCCCCCUGCAGCCGCCGGCGCAGUUCCUGCUGCAACCCCCGGCCCAGCAGGGCCCCGGGCUGCUGCCCCCCCCCAACCUCUUUCAGCUACCUCAGCACAGCCCGGGGGGGCUCCUGCCCAACCCCCCCCGCGGGGGGCUGCACGCACAGCCCCGGCCGGGGGUCCCCGAGUCCCCGGGGCCGCCCCCGAAGGGCCCCGAGCCCCCCCCGGGUCCCCCCGAGGAGCCGCCGAGUGACCUGGAGGAGCUCGAGCGCUUCGCCCGCGCCUUCAAACAGAGGCGGAUCAAACUGGGCUUCACGCAGGGCGACGUGGGCCUGGCCAUGGGGAAACUCUACGGCAACGACUUCAGCCAAACGACGAUCUCGCGCUUCGAGGCGCUGAACCUCAGCUUCAAAAACAUGUGCAAGCUGAAACCGCUGCUGGAGACCUGGCUGCGGGACGCAGAGUCGAUGUCGCUGGACUCGGCCCUGCCCAGCCCCCCCUCCCUGGGCCCCCCCAGCCUGGGCGGCUUCGAGGGGCUCCCGGGGCGGCGCCGCAAGAAACGGACCAGCAUCGAGACCAACGUGCGCUUCGCGCUGGAGAAAUCCUUCCUGGCGAACCAGAAGCCGACGUCGGAGGAGAUCCUGGGCAUGGCGGAGCAGCUGCACAUGGAGAAGGAGGUGAUCCGCGUCUGGUUCUGCAACCGCCGCCAGAAGGAGAAACGCAUCAACCCCGCCGGGACCCCAAAUCCGCCGGGAUUCGCCCCAAACUUCGGCCUCAGCCCCCCCCGCAACCCAAACCCCAACCCGGCCCCAAAUCCCCCGAAUUUCACCCCAAAUCCGGCCCCAAACCCCCCGAAUUUCACCCCAAAUCCGCCCGGCGGCGCCGCCAAGGCCGGAGCGCUCGGAGCCCACGGGGUGACCCCGCCCGGCCCCGCCCUCGGCCUCCCCCCCCCCGGCAGCCUCAGCACCACAGACCCCACUGACAUGACCCCCGUGACCCCCAUGACCCCGCUGACCCCGUGA